Molecule: messenger RNA, 1724 nt
Organism: Exaiptasia diaphana
Lineage: Eukaryota; Metazoa; Cnidaria; Anthozoa; Actiniaria; Aiptasiidae
Product: X-ray repair cross-complementing protein 6
Exons: 19
Coding region: 144-1691 (515 amino acids)
Biological process (GO): telomere maintenance; double-strand break repair via nonhomologous end joining; cellular response to X-ray
Cellular component (GO): Ku70:Ku80 complex; nucleus
Molecular function (GO): double-stranded DNA binding; damaged DNA binding; DNA helicase activity
Source: RefSeq, a predicted model, not a curated record
AAUCGUCGCGCGGGGACUGGUACUAAACGCGGGAAGAAAAUAACUUGCUUCGCUUUGCAUUUCAUAGGGCAAGUUUGUAGAAGUUCAUUGUUUUUCUCCACGAUUUCUCGUAUUUAAAGUAAUCAUUUUCUCAAACUUUCACGAUGAGUGAAGCUUGGCCCAGCCUUUUUGGUCUCUUUGGCGAUCAAGACGAGGAAGAAAGUGGUGACACAGGACAGCAAGCAUAUGCUGACAACAAGGAUAACUUGAUUAUCGUUAUUGAUUGUUCGCCAUCAAUGUUCGAAACAGUAGAAGAGGAAUUACCAUUUCAAAUAGCCAUCAAGUGUUGCAUUAGCAUUCUUAAGAACAAGAUUAUUAGUAACUUCAAGGAYACAUUUGGUCACAAUGAUGGUUUCUCUAUCAAUGAUGUCUUAUGGACCUGCUCAAAUAUAUUYUCUCAAAGUGGUCAAAAAUCUGGUCAUAAACGMAUCAUGUUAUUCACCAAUAAUGACAAUCCCCAUGGCAACAACAGAACUCUACAGAACCAAGCAAUCACCAAAGCAAGGGAUUUAUUUGACAUCKGCAUCACGAUAGAACUAAUGCACAUGCGUCCUUCUAGUGGAGUUUUUGAUGUCUCUUGUUUCUACCAGGAUAUCAUCAGCAAUGAUGAUGAUGAAUUUGUGGCAUUACCUGAUGCAUCAUCAAAGAUAGAUGAGUUACUUGCAAGAGUUCAAAAGAAAGAACACAAGAAAAGGUCUAUGGCUAGUAUCCCCUUUACUUUGGCUGAUGGUGUGGACAUGGGAAUCAAUGUAUUUAACUUAUGCCGUCCUGCAACCAAGUCAAGUUACGUCAAUCUCGAUAGUCGCACAAAUGAAGAACUCAAAACAMACACUAAAUACAUCUGCAAGGACACAGGACUAGAAUUGAUGCCCACUGAUAUCAAGUAUUAUCAGAUGUUUGGAGGCGAAAAGGUUAUCUUUGAGAAAGAAGAGGUGGCAGCAAUGAAAACAUUUGGCAAUCCAGGUCUUUUAUUGAUGGGUUUCAAACCAAGAAAAUAUUUAAAGAGAUACUAUCAUAUCAAGCCUGCUCAUUUCAUUUACCCUGAUGAAAAGUCUGUGACUGGCAGURCCACACUAUUYUCUGCUCUUCUGACCAAAUCUCUUGAGAAGGAUUGUGUGCCGAUUUGUAGAUACAUUCCAAGGGCUGCCUCAGCUCCUUACUUUGUUGCACUCCUACCACAGAAAGAAACUUAUGAUGAACACAAUGUCCAGACGCAUCCACCUGGUUUUCAUGUCAUCUUUCUGCCAUUUGCCGAUGAUAUGAGGAAACUUAAUUACCCUGAAACAGCCAAAGUAAGUGUUGUUGCACCAGGUUAUGCCUCAUUCCCAAACUCUUUAUCAACAGAACCAAAUAAUGACAAACUAGACAGAAGAGCUGGUUCAUUGAUGGAUGAAUUCAAAGAAAUGGUUUAUCCUGAGGGUUAUAACCCCUCUGCUAAGCCAGCAGCAUCUAAGAGAAAGGCUGGAGGUGAUGGGGCUGCAGCCAAAAGAGUGAAGACAGAGAAUGUAGAUGUCAAGGAAGAAGCAGCGAAAGGAAGGCUCGCAAAAUUAACAGUACCAAUACUGAAGGAUUUUGCAAAGCAAGCGGGGAUAACAGUGGGGACAAAGAAGGCAGAUAUUAUUGACGCUAUCAACAGACAUCUUGGAAUAUGAACCCAAAAAAGUAUUUCUACAAAUCAAGAACAA